Molecule: messenger RNA, 537 nt
Organism: Schizosaccharomyces osmophilus
Lineage: Eukaryota; Fungi; Ascomycota; Schizosaccharomycetes; Schizosaccharomycetales; Schizosaccharomycetaceae
Gene: cox24
Product: mitochondrial mRNA processing protein Cox24/Pet20
Exons: 2
Coding region: 1-537 (178 amino acids)
Biological process (GO): mRNA processing
Cellular component (GO): mitochondrion
Source: RefSeq, a predicted model, not a curated record
AUGCUGAAACGAAGCCCGCUUUCAACACUAAUAAAAGGAAUUAGUAGUCUUUCCAUGAGAAGCCCGAUUCCAAUUUGGCAUGUAUCUGCUUCUCCGGUCAUUACUCCCAAGUACAAUAUACCUACAGUUCCGACAACUUCGCAUGUUUCUCACAGGCAGAUUGCUCGCGCCAACUUUUUCGCUGGGUACAGACCUUUAGCUCCUAGCGACGUUUCAAAACCCGAAUCAGUGCCUGAUACAAAUCUUUUCUCUAUAAAACAGGUGGGCAACGAUUCCCAAAAGUCUGACGAGUAUGUUUUGUCAAUGGAAAAUGGCGUACUCCACGCCCAAGCUCUCUCUCCAACAGGUAAAGUUACAGAAUCUCUUCCUGUCCGUAUAUCCUCUCAAGUAUGGGAGCAACUCUGCGAUACUAUAAUAUCCACUACUCCUAUAAGCUUGACGAGCGUGAAACGGAAAAGGAAGCUGAAGAUGAACAAGCAUAAGUACAAAAAGCGUAUGAGAAAACAACGAGCCUUGCGUAAACGCUUGGGUAAAUAA